AUGGGAAGACCCAAGCCGCAAGCUUUCUUGUACAUGGAGCGCCACGUCUAUGUUAUGGGGAGACCCAAGCCGAAAGCUUUCUUGUGCAUGGAGCGCCAUGUCUACAUGUAUGUUAUGGGGAGACCCAAGCCGAAAGCUUUCUUGUACAUGGAGCGCCACGUCUAUGUUAUGGGGAGACCCAAGCCGAAAGCCUUCUUGUGCAUGGAGCGCCACGUCUAUGUUAUGGGGAGACCCAAGCUGAAAGCUUUCUUGUACAUGGAGCGCCACAUCUACAUGUAUGUUAUGGGGAGACCCAAGCCGAAAACUGUCUUGUACAUGGAGCGCCACGUCUAUGUUAUGGGGAGACUCAAGCUGAAAGCUUUCUUGUACAUGGAGUGCCACGUCUAUGUUAUGGGGAGACCCAAGCCGAAAACAUUCUUGUAUAUGGAGCGCCACGUCUAUGUUAUGGGUAGACCUAAGCUGAAAGCUUUCUUGUACAUGAAGCGCCACGUCUAUGUUAUGGGGAGACCCAAUCCAAAAGCUUUUUUGUGCAUGGAGCACCACGUCUAUGUUAUGGGGAGACCCAAGCCGAAAGCUUUCUUGUACAUGGAGCGCCAUGUCUAUGUUAUGGGGAGACCCAAGCUGAAAGCUUUCUUGUACAUGGAGCGCCACGUCUAUGUUAUGGGUAGACCUAAGCUGAAAGCUUUCUUGUACAUGAAGCGCCACGUCUAUGUUAUGGGGAGACCCAAUCCAAAAGCUUUUUUUGCAUGGAGCACCACGUCUAUGUUAUGGGGAGACCCAAGCUGA
Messenger RNA from Saccoglossus kowalevskii, 786 nucleotides. RefSeq lists its product as uncharacterized. NCBI's taxonomy places the organism in Eukaryota, Metazoa, Hemichordata, Enteropneusta, Harrimaniidae. The record is from RefSeq and is a predicted model, not a curated record.